GCAACCGCGACUAUGGUUCGGCGCCAAAUGCCGCCGCGCGCCUGCAAGAGCAAGAGCCAGAGCGCCGCCAGGCCCAGUCUUAGUCCCAGCCGCCUGGCCAAGAAGCCCAGCCUGACGCCGACCACCGGUUCUCAGGCGCCAUCGCAGACCAUCGCAAAGUCGAGGCCUACCGGUCUCGAGACGAUUUUUGAACGGCCCGGCAAUGAGGACGACGGGCCCACCAGCAGCCAUGCCGUGGCAUUCGGCGAGUGCCAGCGCCGCGUCCUCGCCCUGGGUACGGGCGAAAAAAAAAGACCCCUGUCGCAGAAGAGCUGCCUGAAGGUGCGCAACACCUUGGGCGAACGCAGCACCCGGCACAUGAUGACACUGCGAGCGUCCCGCACUACUUUGGACAGCGUAAUGCUCGGGGGCUCGGACGAUGAAGGCGAGUCGGUCGGAGUCGCUCCCGCAGUCGCUCCCGUAGCUGCUCCCGAAGUCGUUCCCGCUGGAGGAAAUGCCGGUACAAAUCAGCCGGCACCAUUCGUGCUGCGCACCAGCAGGAGGCUCAAGAGUCUGCCUCCGUUUUAGAUUGUUGCACCUUCCACCCUCCAAAUGAAAGAAAAAGAAUAAAGAAAAGAAAAGCAAAGAAAAGAAAAACCCUCUACAGAAUGUCUCUUUUGCUCUCAUUGUAAAUUGAAGCGCCUCUUUCGGCGGAACCUACCCCAAGAGCGGAAAGCGGAGAUCAAUUAGAAUUGUGAACCCCAAAGCGAGCGAUUGAUACGAUACACUCACGAGUACUCAUGCCCAAGCCCGAGUACUCUGUCCAGCAUCCACAUCGGGGAAUCAACAUAAAUGGGUGGCUCCGCGGACGGUGUUCCAGCAGUCGCGCUUGGGCGGUCCGAGUGAGCAGUAACGGAUCUUCUGCAGAAAUCAGUGCAUAGAUACAGUAUCUGAAGGAUCAAAGUGUUGAAAAUCAAUUAAAAGAUGGACGAGGCUUCUGGCACGACGACAACCGAUGGCAAGUCCCUGGAUGAGGCGCCGGUGGCCGCAGGACUGGAGCCCACACAGCAGAUCGGCUUCCUGCAG
Molecule: messenger RNA, 1065 nt
Organism: Drosophila miranda
Lineage: Eukaryota; Metazoa; Arthropoda; Insecta; Diptera; Drosophilidae
Product: protein tantalus-like
Exons: 2
Coding region: 13-567 (184 amino acids)
Source: RefSeq, a predicted model, not a curated record